AUGAACUUUCUAUCCGCUGUUGGAGCGAGUCAUUCCCAGAGGAGCGCUCCUUCCCCGGGCAGAGCAGAGAGAGAAGCGGCUGAAGCGGUUCAUAAAGUCAGGUACUCACAGGAUGAGAGACGCUCCAGUCCAGUCCUCACACAAAUAAAGCAGGCGGACACUCAGAGCCACCGAGAAUACACGCUGGCUGUCCGCAACGCCGUUUUCUCUAGGAAGCUGACCAAUGGCAGAGCAGGAGAGCAGAGAGUGGGCGGGAGCGCAGGUGAUGCUCACAGUGGGACGCUCCUCUGGGACCCGCACAUCCACAGAAGACUGGAGCAUGGACUGGACAGGACAGAGACACUCACCCCUCACCGAACUUCAGUGUCCAGCAACUACUGCGCCAACGAUACACCUGCAUUAAUUCUGACCUUCUGCAGUUUUGUGUCUGAAGGAGCUCCUACGAGCCACCUCUGCUCACCCCACUUAAUCCAAGUAAUGGCCCCAGAGCUGUGGCCCUCUGGCCGGGACACAGGAGGUGCUCUGCCACUGCCAACAGGCCUGGAGCUGCCUACAGAGAGCAGCCAGUGCAGCAGCAGCUAA
Messenger RNA from Knipowitschia caucasica, 582 nucleotides. Lineage: Eukaryota; Metazoa; Chordata; Actinopteri; Gobiiformes; Gobiidae. The record is from the annotation of a GenBank genome assembly.